Molecule: messenger RNA, 1152 nt
Organism: Rubroshorea leprosula
Lineage: Eukaryota; Viridiplantae; Streptophyta; Magnoliopsida; Malvales; Dipterocarpaceae
Source: the annotation of a GenBank genome assembly
AGAGCAUGACGUCUGUUUGAAAGAAACUCUCUUUCUUUGAGAAACUAUCACCUUUUGUUGCUUUGACCUAUUCGGAGGAAUAGAAUCUAUUGGAUCGAAGUGUUAAAAAGAUUAAAGACUCUAUGUUAGAGACCACAAAGUUGAACCAAACCCCUACUGAAGGGAGUAGAUCAUGGGCUGACCAAGUCACUCUCCAAGUUCCACAAGAGUUGCAAAUGGAUGAAGUUGUUCUGGUUGUACUUGGAACAUCCUACGAAGACAAACUUCUAGUGGAUAUGGCGGACCUCAGUCGAGUCAUCCAAGGUGGACCUUGGUUUAUUAGCUCUUAUUUCUUCACCAUUGACAAUGAUACAUACUGCACUGUCUUCAAGCUUUGCAAUGGAAAAGACCUACAAUUUACUCUGAAGAUAGUGCGUACUUUUGCAGAAAAUGAAGCAAGGGUACUUAUUUCACAGAUUUUGCAUGGCCUUGCAUAUCUUGAUGGACGAGAGGAGAGGAUCAUACAUUAUGACCUCAAACUCGCCAAUAUACUCUUAGUUGAUGGAGUUGUAAAGAUAUCUGACUUUGGCCUUUGUAAGGUCAUGGAGGUUGGAUCUGAGAGUCUAGAGCUGACUUCCCCUGGAGCAGGAACUAUUUGGUACGUACCUCCAGAGUGCUUGGUGGGAGGUGCAAACAGUCAAAUUUCAACAAAGGUGGAUGUAUGGUCUGCUGGAGUGGUGUUUUAUGAACUCCUGUUUGGGAGAGUGCCCUUUGGUUUUGGGGCUGGUAAAUCACGAGACAUAAUACGGAAAGAAAUUAUUGACAAUGCACUUCACUUUCCAACCACUCCUGAGAUCUCUCUUGAGGUGAAGCCUUCUUCCUCCGCACCGAUGAAUGGGUUUGCUCAGCAGGCAGAGAGCAUGAGUGAAGGGAUGGCGAAGACUGUCAUGAGCAGGUUCGAGCCGGGUAGAGUUCUGAUUUACACUGAGUUGGCAAACGAGUUUGCUGUGUUCGAUCGGUGCUCACGUUAGUUCCCACGUCAACUCAGCCGAACCUGUUCUACGCCCACUCAACCAUUUCGUUUGGAGCCAUGAGCAACGUGAGGAAAGACCUCAUCCAUGGAUUCCCCCAAAAACGAUCUUUGAUUCCCUCGAAGAAAAUGGAGAUCUAGGU